CUCACACACCAACACUACAAAGUUGCAAACGUGGUGCAGCUGCAGUUCGCUUAUAUUGUUCUUUACCUGCUUUCUGAUCAGAAUAAUGGCUGGUGAGCUCAGGCCGCGACUGCCGGCGGCAGCUGCUCUUCUCAUGGUGGCGUGCCUGGUUCUUGCCACCGCGGCAGCUGUGAGUGGCGCCAGACCGCUCGCUAUGCCGGAGGAAGAUGGCCCUGCUCGCGCGGCGGUGGAAUCGCCGGCGGGAGAUGUUAUCCAGACGAUGGCGAGGGCGAUCGAGCGCAGGUUAAUGUUCGACGUCUCCCUGCUCAGCGGGAUCAAGGACGCCGGGCCCAGCCCAGGCGCGGGCCAUUAGCUUAAGGCGCCUUUGGCUUGCGGCAAAAACUCGGGACAUCGUCAUGGGAUGUUGCGCGCGAGAGCCGAUUUGUGUAUAGGCACGCUUGCUAGAAACGGCCGUAUGUAAUUGAUUAAUUAUGUUCAUAUUUGCUUCUUUAGUUUGUUUCCAAGAAAUUAGUGCCCUCACAAAUAGUUCAUCUGCUCUAGCAGGCGCCCUAGAUUUUGAGCUUUUAAAUGUCAUAACUCGUAAGCAUGCUAAGUAAGUUAGACGUCCUAACUGUAUGAUAUGUGUACUUUUCUUUACACCUAAAGUCCUGCUUCUAAAUGGGCCAAGAAUAUUUUUUUCUCCUUUUCUUUCUUUUGUUCUCUCCUUCCACCGUCCCCUCCUCCAUCUCUCUAUGGGCCCGAUCAUUAUCAGAGGGAGUGGCCCUCCACACGAGCCUAGGUUCUUGGAAGCCAUCCUCCUACCACCGUAACUUAUUUGCCGAUCUCACGGAGGGGCGCUAUGGAUUAGGCCCAUAUGUCAUGCCUGGCCACAUCCCCAUCUAGAAUAUGAGGUGGAACUAUGUGUCCCGUAUGUCGGUGGUGAGGCCAUCC
Messenger RNA from Lolium perenne, 930 nucleotides. NCBI's taxonomy places the organism in Eukaryota, Viridiplantae, Streptophyta, Magnoliopsida, Poales, Poaceae. The record is from RefSeq and is a predicted model, not a curated record.